CACACACACACACACACACACACACAAAGACACAACACAUGAUGAUGCAGGCUUUUCUUCACUCCAGUUACGCCACAACCAAAAGGCGUUGAUCUCUCUCUCUCUCUCUCUCUUAUACACAUUCGUCUUCAAAGCAAAGAAGCGAUUCUGAUUCAACAACAAACGCACACAGAUACUUGCCUUCAGUUGAUCAUCCUCCUGAUGGGUUUUUGUUGAAUAUUGCCAAUUCGAGAGGUGUAUGAUGCUUUGAAGCGGUUUCAGUAAAUGGCAGGGGAAAUCCAAGAGCCCUUUCGGUUAAGUUUUCAGGCUGACCUCCUGCACUCUGGUUCAAUCUCAUUUGGAAGAUUUGAAUCUGAAUCAUUAUCUUGGGAAAGAAGAUCAAUUUUUUCUCACAAUAGAUACCUUGAAGAGGUUGAGAAAUACUCAAAACCAGGUUCAGUUACAGAGAAGAAGGCAUAUUUCGAGGCUCAGUUUAGAAGAAAAGCUCUUUUGAAGCAAAGUUCUUCUGAAUCCCAAGAUGGAGGAGACUUCCCAACAAGCGGAAACAACAACCUCCAUGAGUUAGAAGAAUCUUGUAAUGGCAAUGAGAGUUCUUCCACUUCUGAUCCUUCUGAAUACACUAAAGAAACCCCAAUUCAACACCAUGAAAAUGGAAAAGAUGUUGAAGCUUUAUAUGAUGAGAAUGGCAAUGGAGGAUUGGAUCUUGCAUGCUUUGAUGAGAUCCCACAUAAUUCAAGAUGCGAUGAAGAUACAAUUAGUCAAGAAUGUGAAAGUCAAAAUUGUGAAUUUCUUCCUGUUGUCAAUAUGAUCGAUUGUCAUGUGAGUGUUCAUGAACAUGUGAAGAUUGAUGGGACACAUGGGAGUGAAACUGAGAACAUAGUGGAAAUUACUGAAGAAAUAGUUGUGGAUGUGGCAUCAGAAAUGACUGAUUCGCCCCUUACUCAUCAAACACUUGAGAAAGAUGAUGAUAACACUAGCACCAGAGUGACUGAACCUAUCAGAACAUUUUCUCCCAAGGUUAAGCAUGCAUCAGAAAAGAAACUUACAAGGGCAACACUAAAGACUCAACCAAACAUUGAUCGGUUUCAAAAACACAUGUCUAAUGAAGCAUCCAAAGGUUCAAUGAAACCUCAAACAAGUGGAAGCAAAGGUUUAGUAAAGAAACCAGAAAAGAAGUCACCAAGACCUUCUAGUCCCUUACCUUGUUCAGGGGUUACAAGAUCUGAAAAAGAAGUCAAACCUCAGUCUUCAUUAUUAAAGAAGUCGCUUCCUACUGUUAACAGGCCAAAACAGAGUAUUAGUUCAAGCAAAUCACAGGUCAAUGUCACUCAGAGUUGUGCAGGUUUCAGUUUAAAAACUGAUCAACGAGCAGAAAAUAGGAAAGAGUUCUAUAUGAAAAUUGCGGAGAAAAUGCAUGCUAAAGAAGCUGAGAUUAACCAAGUUGAAGCAAAAACACUGGAAAAACAAGCAGUUGAAAUAAAGCAAUUUAGAAAAAGUCUCAACUUCAAAGCAAAACCAAUGCCUUCUUUCUACAAUGGUUCAGAUCAACACAAGGUCACACCCAAUCAAACGCGACCCCGUUCAAAUUCAGUCAAAUCCUCUGUUCCAUUGGACAUAAGACCGAGUUGUUCGAAUUUAGCGACCAAUAGGAUUGGUAUUUCGGAAAGUGUCGCGAAAAGUCGUGUAGAGAAGAAAAACGAUGUAAGUGUAAAGAAACAAAACAAGCCGGAAUUGAGGGGUGUUAAAUCAGGUCAUGUAGUGGUGGGGGUUAUAUCUUGAAACAGUUUAUGAAUGUUGGUGUUUUAUACGUAUGUUGUAGUAAAAGGUAGAGAAGAGAGAAGAGAGAAUAAAGAUAUGUGGAUAUUGUAACAAAUUGUGACUACAAAACCUUUCUUUAUAGAUUUAGUAAUUUAUAGUCUUGAAAAUAAUGG
This is a messenger RNA of Lactuca virosa, 1931 nucleotides long. Lineage: Eukaryota; Viridiplantae; Streptophyta; Magnoliopsida; Asterales; Asteraceae. The record is from the annotation of a GenBank genome assembly.